GCAGUAACCGAUGGCUGUAGGAGCACUGUGCUCUGAUUGGUCCGUUGCUUACACUAGAAGGAGGUGGGCGUGUCUGGAGCAGGUGUGUAGAAACUGCGGCAUUCAGAAGAGGUUCUGUAGAGACUAUAGCAUCUUAGGUGAUCAUAUCCAGGUAAGGAAACUGUUUUUUAUUUUUUUUAAGUUGUUGAAAGAGGAAAACAGCUGUGUUUACUUUGUUUAUUCAUCCAUAUGAAUGUCUUUGUGUUCAUGUCAGUCAUCUGUCAGACUUUGAGCCAUGGAGCCGAUCCACUACUCCUCAAAUGACAUGUGGUGGGGGACCCUCGGAACCGUCCGACCCUUCUCCAACUUCCACCCCGACCAAGACGUGAUGGAGAUCCAUAAUGCCCUGGACCGUAAAGACGUAGGAACGCUGGUGAACAUUCUGACCAACCGAAACAACGCCCAGAGGCAAGUCAUCGCGGCGGAAUACAAGCAGACUACAAACAAGGACCUGAUUGCAUCCCUGAAGAAGGCUUUGUCAGGAGACUUGGAGGACCUGCUGCUGGAUUUAAUGAUGCUGCCGGAGCACUUUGACGCUCAGCGUCUUCAGGACGCCAUGGCGGGUCUGGGAACAGAUGAGGAAGGGCUCAUGGAGAUUUUGAGUACCCGGUCGAGAGAGCAGCUUCAGCACAUCAAUAACGCCUUCCAACAACGAUUUAAGAAAGAUUUGGAGAAGGAGCUGAGAGGAGAAACCAGUGGGGACUUUGCUAAGCUGGUUGUGGCUCUGCUGAAGAAGGCCGACUCUCCCGCUCUGGUUCAGAAAGACGUUGAGGCCCUCGCCGCAUCUCUAAGCGGGAAAAAGGCCAACGCCGCUCCAUGGAUCGAGAUCAUGACCUCGAGAAACUCGGCACACCUGAACAAUGUGCUGAUGGAACUGGAGCUGCAGCUUGGCCAGCCGGUGGAGCAGACGUUGGAGAAACGUUUCAGCGGAGAUUUUCAAAUGGGUUUGAAAGUUUUAGUUCAGUGCAUCCAGAGCCCUGAGGUCUACCUCGCCAAGAGGCUCAGCACCAUGAAGACGUCGAUGGUACACGGGAUCAUGGUGUCUCACUGCGAGGAGGACCUGCUGUGCAUCCGAGCAGCCUUCCUGAAGCUGACGGGGAACUCUCUGUACUCGGCCCUGCAGAAACAUUUCAAAGGGGAGCACCUGCAGGCUUUGCUGGGCAUCUGCAGAUCAGAAGAUUGAAUCUGUCGACGGGUUUGCUGGAUUCAUCGCUCUCUCGGACAUUGGAAGGCUGUUGUUGACGCUCUGAUUCCUGCUGACUCAUGCAAACAACUAAAGCUGAGUCAUUCCCC
Oryzias melastigma (Indian medaka) is the source of this 1332-nucleotide messenger RNA. RefSeq lists its product as uncharacterized. Gene Ontology annotation, cellular component: cytoplasm. Bases 275 to 1222 code for a protein of 315 amino acids. Gene Ontology annotation, molecular function: calcium-dependent phospholipid binding; calcium ion binding. NCBI's taxonomy places the organism in Eukaryota, Metazoa, Chordata, Actinopteri, Beloniformes, Adrianichthyidae. The record is from RefSeq and is a predicted model, not a curated record. The transcript is spliced from 12 exons.